This is a messenger RNA of Linum trigynum, 2061 nucleotides long. Lineage: Eukaryota; Viridiplantae; Streptophyta; Magnoliopsida; Malpighiales; Linaceae. The record is from the annotation of a GenBank genome assembly.
AUGGAAACUCAAGAACCUCCCAAACAACCCCUUAGCAAUCCCACUCCCACUCCUCCUCGGGAUUCCCCCUCCCCCGCCCCCGCCGCCGCCUUCCUCCUCUCCUCCGUCUCCUCUCCCAUUACUCUCCAGUUCGUGGACCUGUGCUACAGAGUAAAACUCCCCAACACUUCCCCCACAAGCAACAGCAGCGCCGCCAUCAUCCGACGGCUGAUAUCUCCCCACGAGAAAUCAUCGAAUGCGGCGCCGGUGGAGGAGGAGCGGACCAUACUCAGCGGCAUCACGGGAACCGUCUCCCCGGGGGAGAUCCUCGCCGUCCUCGGCCCCUCAGGGAGCGGGAAGUCCACGCUCCUCCACGCGCUCGCCGGCCGGAACCACGGCGGCCGCCGCCCUGCCGUCACCGGCACCAUCCUCGCCACCACCACCACGACGACGAGGAAAUCGCGACUGUCCGCCAGGCAGGUGGCGAGGCGGACGGGGUUCGUCGCGCAGGACGACGUGCUGUUCCCGCACCUGACGGUGCGGGAGACGCUCGUGUCCUGCGCGCUGCUGCGGCGGGCCGCCGCAUUCUCCUCGAGAAACGAGAAGGCGGCCGCGGCGGAGUGGGCGAUCGCCGAGCUGGGGCUCGGCAAGUGCGCAGACACGAUGAUCGGGAACGGGUUCGUCCGGGGGGUCUCCGGCGGGGAGAGGAAGCGCGUGAGCAUCGCGCACGAGCUGCUGAUCAACCCGAGCCUGCUGGUGCUCGACGAGCCGACGUCGGGUUUGGACGCGACGGCGGCGUACAGGCUGGUGGCCACGCUGGGGCAGCUGGCCAAGAAGGGCGGUCGGACCGUGGUCGCGUCGGUCCACCAGCCGUCGAGCCGGGUGUACCAGAUGUUCGACUCGGUUCUGGUUCUGAGCGAGGGGCGGAGCCUGUAUUUUGGUAAAGGUGGGGAUGAACCGAUGGGUUAUUUCGGGUCGGUUGGUUACUCGCCGUCUUUUCCAAUGAACCCGGCCGAUUUCCUCCUCGAUCUCGCUAACGGGGUUUGCCAUCUUGAUGGAGCCAGUGAAAGGGAUAAACCCAACGUGAAGCAGCACCUCAUGGCCUCAUACAACGCAAUACUAGCACCAAAGUUGAAAGCCGCUUGCUUGGAAGCCACGCCAAAGGAAUCCACCCUCAGCAAUGGCACCAAUUCGUCAACAAGAAGACACUUGGGGAGAUGUAGAGAGGACCAGAGAGUUGGCAUGACCAUGUGGUUCAACCAGUUCACCGUCCUCCUCCAGAGAAGCAUGAAGGAACGGAGGUACGAGUCCUUCAACACCCUCCGCGUCUUCCAGGUCCUGGUCGGUGCCCUGUUGGCUGGCACGAUGUGGUGGCACUCCGAUUACCGGGACAUUCAGGAUCGACUGGGACUGUUGUUCUUCAUAUCCAUCUUCUGGGGUGUGUUGCCUGCAUUCAACGCGGUUUUUGCCUUCCCGCAAGAGAGGGCCAUCUUCAUGAAGGAGAGGGCAUCCGGGAUGUAUACCCUCUCCUCCUACUUCAUGGCUCGAAUCGUGGGAGAAAUUCCCAUGGAGCUAGCCCUUCCAACCCUCUUCAUCACCAUGGCCUACUGGAUGACUGGGCUGAGGCCCGACCUGGGCGCGUUCCUCCUCACCCUUUUCAUCCUGCUGGGCUACGUGCUCGUGUCUCAAGGCCUAGGUCUGGCCUUGGGAGCGGCCAUCAUGGAUGCCAAACAGGCAUCCACGAUGGCCAACGUGACGAUGCUGGCAUUCGUGCUGACUGGAGGGUUCUACGUUCACAAGGUCCCCGCAUGUAUGGCGUGGAUCAAGUACAUCUCGAGCACCUUCUACACUUAUAGGUUGUUCAUCAAUGUUCAGUAUGGUAACGGGGAGCGGAUUGCAAAGGCGUUUGGUUGCUCUGGGCAAAACGGUAACAAUUACGGUGAUGGGGGACCGGAUUGCAAGUUUAUCAGGGAAGAUUUGGAAGGACAGAUCAGCCCUUGGGUUUGUGUUGGAGCAAUGGUGUUGAUGUUUGUGGGUUACAGAGUUUUGGCUUACCUAGCAUUGAGGAGGAUCAGGACUUGA